Messenger RNA from Schistocerca piceifrons (Central American locust), 1836 nucleotides. Its product is annotated as serine/threonine-protein phosphatase 6 regulatory ankyrin repeat subunit C-like. Lineage: Eukaryota; Metazoa; Arthropoda; Insecta; Orthoptera; Acrididae. Gene Ontology annotation, molecular function: protein binding. Bases 1 to 1836 code for a protein of 611 amino acids. The transcript has 3 exons. The record is from RefSeq and is a predicted model, not a curated record.
AUGAGGGAUGCUGUGUCUCUGCUCCUGCUGAAGAGCGGCUUGAGGGUCAGUGCUGUUGUACAGGAUUUGCUUGUGAGAAUUGCAGAGAAAUACGGUCAUUCGAAGGUGCUGAAUAUGCUCUGGAAUAUCUACAGUGGCCCAGAAAGAAGAAGUGCAGAUGUGGACGAUGAGGCCUCUGAGGAUUCCAAAGAUCACAAGAGCAAGUCUUGGAGAAGAAGGACAGAGCUGCACAGUGCAAUACAUAAUGGAGACGAAGAGAAAGCCAGAAAGCUCAUACGUGCAGGUACAGAUCUCGAAGUCCAGGACGAAAAUGGACAGAGUGCUCUGCAUUACGGAGCGAAAGCUGGAGUCUCGAAUGUCGUGAAGCUACUCAUUGAGGCUGGCGUAUCUCUGGAGGCCCGAGAUGACGGUGGACGGACAGCUCUGCACUGUGCCGCGCGCCAGGGCAGUGGGGCAUGUGCUCGGCUGCUGGUAAGCGGCGGCGCAGGGCUGGACGUUCGGGACCACACCGGCGCGACACCACUGCACGCUGCGGCGGAAGCAGAUGCUGACGAAGUCGCCAGAGUGCUCACUCAAGCUGGUGCAGACCUCAAGGCGCGCGACAACGAUGGAAUGUCACCGCUGCACUACGCUGCGCUCCAGGGAAGCGUCAAAUGCGCUCGGUUGCUCGUUCGCAAAGGUGCGAGUGUACACAGGCAGGACAGGUUUGGUGCAACUCCUCUUCACUACGCAGGGGGAGGAAAGGUCGCGGAUGUGGUCAACAUACUGCUCGAGGCCGGGGCGCGACUGCAUCUUCGCGACGAAGACGGAAUGACGGCCUUGCACUAUGCUGCGGAUAAGGGCAGCGCAAAAUGCGUUUGGUCGCUCGUCAGUAGCGGUGCAGCCGUGAACGAGCAAGACAACUUCGGCAAAACACCCCUCCAUUACGCGGUAAAAGCGAAUGCCGCAGGCGUCGCCAAGUUACUUAUCGAUGUUGGUGCGUCUCUGAAGGUACGCGACACACACGGUAAGACGGCGUUACACUAUGCGGCACAUAAAGGUGGGGCAGAGUGCGCUUCGGUGCUGGUCAGUGCGGGAGCAGAUGUGAACGUGCGCGACACAGCUGGUGCCACCCCUCUGCACUAUGCGGCGGAGGAAAACGCCACGGCCGUCAUCGAGCUACUGGUUCAGUCCGGCGCACGUGCGCACAGCCGCAAUGAGCACGGGGUAACAGCUUUGCACUAUGCUGCGUCUCGGGGCAGCGCAAAAGAUGCCCGGCUGCUUAUCAGAGAUAUCGUACACGUGAACGCGCCAGACAAGGAUGGCGCAACACCUUUGCACUAUGCUGCACGUGCCGGUAACACCGAUUGCGCUUCACUCCUCGUCCGCGCCGGCGCAGACAUUCGCAUCCAGGACGCAGGCGGCCUGACAGCCCUCCACUAUGCAGCGCGUGCACCUAACCCACAAUGCAUUUUGUUCCUCAUACGCGCUGGAUCGAGUGUGGAUGUACGAGACAAGAAGGGCGCAACGGCACUCCACUAUGCAGCCAUGUCAGACAAGGCGAUUUCUCUCAGCAAGGAUGGACCAAUUGACGGUGCGGCGGAAUGUAUCAAGUUGUUGCUGGCAUCGCGCGCAUAUUCGGGCACCAGAGACGAGCAAGGGAAAACUGCGCUGCACUACGCCGUGUCUGCCAGGAAUUUGGCUUGCGUGGCGCUUCUUAUUGAUGCUGGCUGUGAUGUGCUGGCCACAGACAAAAGUGGCGAUGCACCGCUGCACUGUGCUGUACGAGCAGACAACUCAAUAUGCUUCACUCUGCUGCUACGUUCUCUUGCCACAAAUUCGACAUCUUGGAGAUAG